Acanthisitta chloris (rifleman) is the source of this 2376-nucleotide messenger RNA. It is a transcript of the gene TNFAIP3, whose product is annotated as tumor necrosis factor, alpha-induced protein 3. The record is from RefSeq and is a predicted model, not a curated record. Lineage: Eukaryota; Metazoa; Chordata; Aves; Passeriformes; Acanthisittidae. Gene Ontology annotation, molecular function: DNA binding; cysteine-type deubiquitinase activity; zinc ion binding. The transcript has 8 exons. Bases 1 to 2376 code for a protein of 791 amino acids. Gene Ontology annotation, biological process: protein K29-linked deubiquitination; cytoskeleton organization; cell migration. Gene Ontology annotation, cellular component: cytoplasm; nucleus.
AUGGCUGGCCAAUACAUCCUUCCUCAAGCUUUGUAUCAUAGCAAUAUGCUGAAGGCUAUGAAGAUUAGAGAGAGGACACCUGAGGAUCUAGUCAAACCUCCCAUUGGAAUAAUUCACCACUUCAGGACUAUGCACAGAUACACCAUAGAAAUGUUCAGAAUGUGCCAGUUUUGCCCUCAAUUUCGGGAAACACUUCAGAAAUCCCUGACUGACCAGGCUACCCAGACUUCACUGGAGCGCCAGAGGAAGCUCAACUGGUGCAUGGAAGUUCGGAGACUCGUUCCUUUGAAGACUAAUGGUGAUGGAAAUUGCCUCAUGCACGCUGCAUCGCAGUACAUGUGGGGUAUUGAAGAUAUCGACCUCGUUUUAAGGAAAACAUUGUUUAGUGCUCUCAGGGAGAUUGACACACGGAACUUCAAGCUCCGCUGGCAGCGGGAGGCUAUUAAAUCCCAGGAGUUUGUAGAAACAGGACUCCACUAUGACACCCGGAACUGGGAGGAAGAAUGGGAAUACCUCAUUGAAAUGACCUCCCCAGAAAUAUCUGGGGCUCAAAACAGGCUUCCAUAUAAUGCACUGGAAGAAAUCCACAUCUUCAUCCUUGCUAACAUCCUCAGAAGGCCAGUUAUUGUCCUUGCAGAUAAAGUCGUGAGAAGUUUAGAGUCAGGCUCCAGUUUUGCUCCUCUGAACGUUGGUGGUGUUUACUUGCCUCUCCUUUGGCCAGCUGAAGAAUGCUACAGAUACCCAAUUGUGCUCGGGUAUGACAACAUGCAUUUUACACCACUGGUGACUCUGAAGGACAGUGGGCCAGAAAUUCGGGCUGUCCCUCUGGUCACCAGUGAACAAGGCAGAUUUGAGGAUCUGAGUGUGCACUUUCUGACAGAUACAGAAGAGAGGGAGAAAGAGCAGCUGCUAAAAGACUACUUGAUUGUGAUAGAAAUUCCAGUGCAAGGCUGGGAUCAUGGUACAACUCAUCUAAUUAAUGCUGCAAAGUUAGAUGAAGGCAACCUACCCAAAGAAAUAAACCUCGUGGAAGAUUACUUUCAGCUGGUACAGCAUGAGUACAAGAAGUGGCAGGAGAAUGCUGAACCUGCUAGAAGAGAGACCUGUUCCAGGAACAGGCAGGAACUGUCGCUUUCCCAGCUCUCCCUCUUACAGAUGAAAUGUGAAACACUGAAUUGCCCUUUCUACAUGUCUGUGAACACCCAGCCCUACUGCCAUGAAUGCUUUGAGCAGAGGUCCCAAGGAAACAAAGGAAGAAAGCAGACCUCCAAAGCAGCACCUGAGAAACUGAAGGCAGCUGGGUCAGGCUCCUCUCGUGGGGAUAUUUGUGAACCUGGGGGACGGACAUCUGAAGGGCCUGUAACAGAGCCUCGCUCCGCACCUCCAACCGCUCCGAGUCUUUUCUUGUAUAGUGAGACCACAGCCAUGAAAUGUAGGACACCAGACUGUCCCUUUACAUUGAACGUGCAACACAAUGGGCUGUGCGAACGCUGCUACAACUCCAGACAGCUUGGCCCUUGCAACAACUUGGAUGACCGGAGACAUUUAGACUAUGCCACCUGCAAAAUGUGCUAUCAGAAGGCCAACAGGACCUUCAAUGGUAUAUGCAGCACUUGUUUCAAAAGGUCUACAGAGCCAUCCUCAAAUGGCAGCCCCACUUUUCUGCCCACCGGCCACCAGAGGUCAACAUCUGACCCAUCCCAGAUCUCACAGAUCCUCCACCAGCACUCCUGCCAUCAGGCUCCCAACAACCACGGUGAGGAGCCCCCACCACCGGCGCUGCCUCCCGAGGAGAACAGGGGAGGUAACCUCUGUAGGAAACCUGGCUGCAAGUUUUUUGGGACAUCGCAAAAUGAGGGCUUUUGCACGCUGUGUUUCUUUGAGUACAGGGAAAACCAUGGUAAAUCUCAGAGGAAGUCUUCAGCAGCAGGUCAGAUGGGGACCUCGGCUGCCGGCUUCCGUAAUACUGUGUCCUGCCAGCGGCGUGACUGUGGCACCCUGGGCAGCACAAUGCUCGAGGGCUACUGCCAGAACUGCUUCAUUAUAGCCCAGAACCAGCGAUUUCAGGAAGCCAGGAGGACAGAAGAACAGCUGAGAACGGAACAGCACAGAGAUGUGCAGCGAGCAGUGUUGAGUAGCCAGAAGAGACAGUGUGCUGUGGCUUCAUGUAGAAACAACCUGGCUGGCAGAAGUGAUGACCUGUGCCCGGAGUGCCGGCGCCUCAGUCAGCUUCCACCGCUGGGCAGUGCCAGGAACCCGGCGGCACCGGAGCCCCCGAAGCAACGCUGCCGAGCCCCUGCCUGUGAUCACUAUGGCAAUGCCAAGUGCAACGGGUACUGCAACGAAUGCUACCAGUUCAAACAGAUCUAUGGCUAG